Messenger RNA from Colletotrichum godetiae, 1245 nucleotides. RefSeq names its product 2OG-Fe(II) oxygenase. The coding region runs from base 1 to 1245 and encodes 414 amino acids. Gene Ontology annotation, molecular function: 2-oxoglutarate-dependent dioxygenase activity. NCBI's taxonomy places the organism in Eukaryota, Fungi, Ascomycota, Sordariomycetes, Glomerellales, Glomerellaceae. The transcript is spliced from 3 exons. The record is from RefSeq and is a predicted model, not a curated record.
AUGUCAGCCAUAACGAAGUCUUUGAGUAUAAUGGCUCGCCGCGGGCCGCGGAAGUCAGCUCUUGGCCACACUCGUCACUUGGCAACCGUCACAGACCACAACCUCGCCCGGAUGGCUGCCACAAUGCCCCCGGGACACAAAGCCACAGUAGCUCAGCUUGAGACAUUUGCACUUCCUGAGCGUGUCACCGGCAGCCCUGGCGAUCGCGCCAUGGGGAAAGCUCUGGUUGAUGCUUGGCGCCGUGAUGGUAUCCUCCAAGUCUCAAUGAACGACAAGCAACAGCACAUCUUCAAUGAAGCCACGGCCUCAAGCAAGGCAUUCUUUGCCAAACCCCAUGACGAGAAGGCCGCAUGUGUUGAUUCUCAAAGUUACUCGGGAUAUAUCGCCUCAGGCGAGGAAAUAACCGAUGGCAUUGCCGACUAUUCUGAGAUCUUCACCGUCACUAAAGACCUAGAUCUCGCUGAACCCCGCGUUCGCGCAAAGUGGCCCUGUCACGGCCCGGCCCCUUGGCCCGACUACGAAAUGAAACAGCCCAUGACUACUUAUAUGGACUACCUUGGGGAAAGUGGAGAGAAGUUGCUCCAGCUUGCUGAGCUAGGCCUGAAUGUGCCCGCCGGCUCCCUCACGAACCUGACUCAGGACGGCUGGCAUCACAUGCGUAUUCUCAGAUUCCCUCCUACACAUAACACAAACGGCAAGGGCAAGGCUGGACGUGGUAUCGGCUCUCACACAGACUAUGGUCUGUUGGUGAUUGCUGCUCAAGAUGAUGUUGGUGGCCUCUUCAUCCGUCCCCCAUACGAAGGUGAAAACUACGCAAACUGGGAAAAGAGCUCAGCUGGAAUGGCGGAGGAGGACGACCGCUGGCACUACGUGCCCCCUGUUCCCAACGUCUUCACAGUCUUCCCUGGUGACAUCAUGCAGUACAUCACCAACUCUUAUCUGCCCUCCACUCCCCACAAGGUCGGCCUGAACACCCGCGAUCGUUUUGCUUUCGCCUACUUCCAUGAGCCCAGCUUCCAAGCUGUUGCCAAACCUCUGCCAGGCUACGAUGUUGGCCAGUCUCCCAAGGAGGGCAUUCACUACGGCACUCACUUCACCAACAUGUUCCUAAGGAAUUACCCUGAGAGGAUCACUACUAAGAGAAUGUAUGCGGAGAAUCGCCUUGCACUUCUUGAAAAGGAUGGGCUUCGAUCCCAUUCUUCGCAGGUCAAUACCGCGAAUAGAGUGGUUGCAAACGCUGAGUAG